GAAGUGCGGCUGGGGAUGAAAGAGGUGAAAGCCAAGCACUUUCUGAAAGGUAACUCUAUGGGGCUGGUGCAUUGCUCUUUGUACAUUGCCAGAGAAGUUUGCAAGUUGGGCUUCAGGUAAUGUUUGGUGGCAUGAGUACUGGCACUCGGACAGACAUACAGCCAGGACAUGCCAUUGACUCUUAAAAAGUUACUCAAAAAGCCACCGGAGUGUACAGUCUGUUAUGGGCAGUGGCUGCAGCCGGGGCAGUAGCAGUGUACUUAUUGUCAGCAGUCAGCAGCCCAGAUCUCCAUCCAAGAGAGAGCCUUCAGCCCAGGAAGAAACCAUCGCCUGCCAGACACGGGAUGAACCUGUAGCACCCACUAAACAGGGCAAGGAGCCUGAGAGAGGCCGACCGAGACCAAAGGACAUAGAUGAAGAUCUUCAGCUGCUUGAUGAGUUAUUGGAAGAGUCCCAGGACUGCUUGUCUGAUAAAGAUCCAAAACUCAAGGCACAGGCUCUGGAAUCCAGAUGCCACAUCACAAGCCCUCAGUCACAACCGCAAGUCUGCGGAAAGAAACCCCACAAUCCUGAGACAACAUUGGCAAUACAGGGACAGCCACAGCUGCAACUGACCUCUUCCCUGCCCAACAAUAUCCAUUACAGACAACAGGAGAACAACAGCAAAACAGUUCUGAAAACCAGAAAUACUCAAGAUGCAGAGAACAACAAUCUUUCCUAUCAACUCCAAGGUGCGCAGGAGGCUAGAGAGGAAAAGCCAGCUCUAAAGUACAAUAAAUCUGAAGAAGCGCUUAUGGAUAUUAUUGCGCGGCAGUAUUACCCAUGAGGAUUUCUGUCUGAGCAAAAAGGGCAACCAAAGCAACGGAAAAACCAAGAGGGAAAUGCACUUUAUCCAACACAACAACAGCAGCCUGUUUUCCAUUCCUACCAGGGAAACACUUGUCUUCAAAGAGAAUGCCAAAGGUUCUGAUCGGUUUCUUUGCAGACGCAAUAAGUUUUAAUAUGCAGUAAGCUUUACAUAUAUAUACAGUGCCCACUGAACCAAUGGCACAGAGGUGGGCCAGGCAAUGUUUGAUUGACAGCUCGGAUUUUUAAAUACAUUUAAAAAAAGGGAUGGAUGUUUUGAUUAAAAAAAAGAAUUUGGUUUUCAUGGUUAAUUUGCAAAAGACUUUUGUUAUACAGCUUUUUGUGUGUAGGUGACAGGUCCCAUUUAAAAUGGACUCUAUGGGGAAAAGGCCUUCCCGUAACUCGGAGAUUUCUGGAUAACAGGUUCUGGAUAACAGGUUCCCAUACUUGUAUUUAGAUCUAGGCUGAUUUGUUCAACUACAACUCCCAUCAUUCCCUGGCAGCCAAAUGAGUGAUUCAGACAAUAUGUUGAUCAUAUGCUGUUUCUCUAUGCAAAGUCAGCCAUGUUUGAAAUUCAGUCCUUCAGCUAUUGCUGGUUUACAAUUUCUGUAACCACUGUUUUACUAGGGUUGAUGGAAAGGUUGGUCAGUCAAUGUCAGAGGAUCUCUCUCUAUGGCAAGGGGUAUAAACCAAAUCAAUUUAUGCCAGUUGGAAUAUAGCUCCAACCAGGCAUUGGAAAUUACCAUGUAAGAGAUUACAGAUGGAGCUCAGGACAUUGCAAACAAACAUGGGAACUUCUUUUGUGUUAUGGAUAUCAUUAUUCACAAGCAUCUUUCACUCAAUAAACGAAAUAUUCUUGCAGUA
Messenger RNA from Xenopus tropicalis (tropical clawed frog), 1710 nucleotides. RefSeq lists its product as uncharacterized. The record is from RefSeq and is marked predicted. NCBI's taxonomy places the organism in Eukaryota, Metazoa, Chordata, Amphibia, Anura, Pipidae.